This is a messenger RNA of Lachancea mirantina, 3846 nucleotides long. The record is from the annotation of a GenBank genome assembly. Lineage: Eukaryota; Fungi; Ascomycota; Saccharomycetes; Saccharomycetales; Saccharomycetaceae.
AUGAGUAUGACUGAAGAGCCGCUUACAGCACCUCCGUCGAAACAGGAGGAGUCUCAGAGUUUGGCGGUGGACAUCCCUGACCCGGAAACGAUAUGGCAAUUGGACCAGUUGUUGUAUCGUUAUCGGGCGAUUUCGCAGAACGCAGAGGAGAACAAGGCGGAAAUAAGAGCUUUAGAGCGGACUUUUGCGCGUCUGUCACAGCAACAGGACGUGUACGCAGAACGUAUCCAAGAGAUUCGGGCGGCAGCCUCGCAGGGGGCGGAAUACAGUCAGGAUGCGUUCGAAAAGCAGCUUAUGGCGUUGCAAUUGUUGAGUCGUGAUUUGUGUCUUCCAGACGAGUUAGUGAGCCAAUUAACAGGUGAAGAUCUCGUAGAAACCGAACCCAAUGGUCCACAACAAUUGACGUUGGAUCCGGUGAAACUGUCGUUGUCGUUCGAUAAAAACGCCCAGCAGUUUGGGCUCCAGGACAAAUUCUCGAAUCUGGGGUUCCCGAAAAACAAACGCAGACUGGGCAAUUACGCGAGUGAGACUUUCAUCUCUGCGAGAAUUGCAGAGCGUAUCCAGCAACUGGAAACUUUGCCCGCCAAUCUGGGCACGUAUGCGCUAUUCGACAGUUUAGAGUUCGUUGCUAAAGACGACGUGCCUUCCAGCGUCGACGAUUUGAAAAUCAAAGCACUCUUGGAGUUGAAAGCGCUUAAGCUUUUGACGAAACAAAAAUCCCUGAGACAGAAACUGAUCACUAAUGUGACCAGCCAAGCACACCACAUCAUCCCAUGUCUACGCGAUUCGCCGUUCACCAUGGCGGCGCAAAGGUCUGUACAAGUGCGCAGCAAAGUGAUCGUGCCUCAAACGGCGCGAGUCGCCGAGGAACUGGAGCGGCAACAGUUACUAGAAAAACGGAAAAAAGAGCGGAAUUUGCGGCUGCAUAAAGUCAAUGCUAUUGUAGAUCACGUUCAAGAGACCCAGGCAACGAAAUCAACGGCUCGCGAGAGAGCUGUGCAGUUCGGCAGAAUCUGUUUGUCACUUCACACUCAAAUCGAGAAAGAAGAAUCCAGACGGAUGGAAAGGACCGCCAAGCAACGUUUGGCGGCUCUUAAGUCGAACGAUGAAGAAGCAUAUCUGAAAUUGCUAGAUCAAACGAAGGACACGAGAAUUACGCAUUUGCUGAAACAAACCAACUCCUUCUUGGACUCUCUUGCAGAGGCCGUGAGGGUUCAACAAAACGAAGCUAAGAUAAAAAAUGGAGAAGAACUCCCACCUGUCACUGAUGAAGAGAGAGAAAAAAUUGACUACUAUGAAGUUGCGCAUCGUGUGAAGGAAAGCAUCACGAAGCAGCCAUCAAUCUUGGUGGGUGGUACUUUGAAGGAGUAUCAACUGAAAGGACUUGAAUGGAUGGUAUCACUUUACAAUAAUCAUUUGAACGGCAUUCUGGCGGAUGAAAUGGGUCUGGGUAAAACGAUUCAAUCCAUAUCUCUGAUAACUUAUCUGCAUGAAGUUAAAAAAGAACCCGGUCCAUUUUUAGUCAUCGUGCCGCUCUCCACAAUCACGAACUGGACUUUGGAAUUUGAGAAAUGGGCUCCAUCGUUGACAACCAUCGUUUACAAAGGUAAUCCAAACCAGAGAAAGUCUUUGCAGUAUCAAGUCCGAUCCGGGAAUUUCCAAGUCCUGUUGACGACUUAUGAGUACAUCAUCAAAGAUCGCUCUUCACUGGCAAAGCAUGAUUGGUCUCACAUGAUAAUCGAUGAAGGGCAUAGAAUGAAAAACGCACAAUCAAAGCUAUCGUUUACAUUGACUAAAUUUUACAGAACCAGGAAUCGUCUUAUUUUGACAGGUACCCCCCUUCAGAACAAUCUACCUGAGUUGUGGGCAUUACUAAACUUCGUCUUGCCAAAGAUUUUCAACUCAGCGAAGACAUUCGAUGAGUGGUUCAACACGCCAUUCGCGAACACAGGUGGCCAGGAGAAGUUGGAGCUUACUGAGGAAGAGAUGCUUUUGGUCAUUAGAAGAUUGCAUAAAGUCUUGCGGCCGUUCUUGCUGCGUCGUUUGAAGAAGGAAGUGGAAAAGGAUUUGCCGGAUAAAGUGGAGAAAGUGGUUAAAUGUAAACUCUCAGGUCUUCAACAGCAAUUGUAUGAACAAAUGCUUAAGCAUAAUGCGCUUUUCGUCGGUGCAGGCACAGAGGGUGCAACCAAGGGUGGAAUCAAGGGUCUGAAUAACAAGAUCAUGCAACUAAGAAAGAUUUGCAAUCAUCCGUUUGUUUUCGAUGAGGUGGAAGGAAUCAUAAAUCCUAAUAGAGAGAAUGGACCUUUACUCUACCGUGUAGCAGGAAAGUUUGAACUGUUGGAUAGAGUCCUCCCCAAAUUCGCGGCUUCUGGUCACAGAGUUCUGAUGUUUUUCCAAAUGACCCAAGUUAUGGAUAUAAUGGAAGACUUCUUACGAAUGCGAUCUUUGAAGUAUAUGAGACUUGAUGGUGCUACUAAGGCAGAAGACAGAACCGGUAUGCUCAAACUGUUUAACGCGCCAAACUCCGAUUAUUUUUGCUUCCUAUUAUCGACUCGUGCUGGUGGUUUAGGUUUGAAUUUGCAAAGUGCUGAUACGGUGAUCAUUUUUGAUACAGAUUGGAACCCUCACCAAGAUUUACAAGCGCAAGAUCGGGCACAUAGAAUAGGUCAGAAAAACGAAGUCAGAAUCUUACGGCUCAUUACCACUGACUCCGUUGAGGAGGUCAUUCUUGAGAGAGCCAUGCAAAAGCUUGAUAUCGAUGGUAAAGUGAUCCAAGCUGGUAAGUUUGACAACAAGUCCACGGCGGAAGAGCAAGAAGCAUUUUUGCGUAGAUUACUAGAAAAUGAAACUCCCAAAGACGAUACCGAGCAAGCGGAAUUGGACGACGAGGAUUUGAACGACAUCCUUGCUAGAAACGAUGAUGAAUUGCAGAUGUUCAACGAAAUGGACAGGCAAAGGGCAGCUGCCGAGGUCCAAGAUGCAAAGGCGCGUGGCCUUUCGCGCCCGUUGCCACGACUAAUCCAGACUAACGAAUUGCCUGAGGUCCUGACCGAAGACAUUACUGACCAUCUCCAGACCGAGCCUAUCGCCGCAGGUAGAAUCCGGGAAAGACGCAAAGUCUACUACGACGACGGAUUAACCGAAGAGCAAUGGCUACAGGCUGUGGAUGAUGACAAUGACACACUUGAGGAAGCCAUCAUACGGAAGCGUGAAUCGCGUGAGAAACGGCAGCGGAACAAGCAAGGAAGUGAUUCGAAAGAGGACGAGAUCGACAGCCUGGAGCCGACGCCUGAAGAGGAUAUCGUAGUACCGAAUGGCAAACGCAAUCGUUCGAAAAAAGCAGUAGUACAGGUAGAUCAGGAAAACGUGCCGCAACUGGACGAAGUCGAAGAACCGAAGCAGAAGAAGCCAAAGCUGAAGGUCAAGCUUUCGCUGAAGAAGGGAGACUCUGUGGCGCCGGUAGAAAAGAACAAUACAACUAAACCACGACCCAAAAAAUCGUUUGCGACGCAAGCCCUAACGGCGAACGUUCUUCGACUCGUGGAAGCGAUGCGUGCUCAGCUCGACGACGCCGACGAGCAUCCACGUACUUCUAUCUUCGAGACUCUGCCUUCUAAAAAACUGUACCCAGACUACUAUUCUCUGGUGCAAAAGCCUGUGGCGCUGGAUUCCAUCGUCAAGAAAGCGAAGAAGGGCGCCUACGAGGGAUUCAAUGACGUCAAGCAGGAUCUGCAACUAAUGUACGAUAACGCUCGUUUUUACAACGAGGAAGGUUCUUGGGUUUACACUGAUGCUGAUGAACUGAAUAAAUUCACGGAUGCGUGGUUCAGCGAAAACAACCCAUGA